AUUCCUUUACAUUAGUGGUAUAGUUCAGUUAAAAGUGUAAAGAUGAGUGAAAUUUAUUUUAAAAGGCUUAAUGUUGCUUUUAUUGUAUCUUUAGCGCUUCUAUGCACUGCUGAGAUUUUGUAUUCCUGCUGUAUAUUGUACACGUACUUAUUGACCAUAGAUUUUAAAAUAUUAAUUCAUUCAUUAUCAUUUAUACCCGCUGUGGUUUUACUUCUUUUAUCUGUACUAACUUUGAUUCUUAUUAUUUUUGGAUGUUUUGGAAUACUUUCGGAAGUAAUAUGCUGUGUAGAAUGUUAUGGAACAAUCAUGUUGAUGAUUGCGUUAUUCCAAGUGGGAUGCGGGGUGGCCUCCCUUUACGUCUAUAACAUGACAAACCGAUACGUAAAUGAUGAUAUUACUAAGAACGUCGAAGGUGCUUUUCUAUUUAGUAGUUCCCACAUGUCGACCAUUGAAACUAUGUUUCACUGUUGUGGAAGUUCUGGACCGCAACGAUACCCCAAUGUUAAUUUACCGCUGAGCUGCUGCGAUAUAACACGUGUGGAAACAAUCACCAACUGCACGAUAGCAUCUAAUAGUUACAGAAAAGGGUGUAAUUUGGCGCAGUUUGAAUAUGUUAUCGGCUCUAACACAAUAUUAAGUUACAUCAAUAUUGCACAUGGAUCUCUUGAGAUUAUUGUCGGCAUAGCCACUUGCGUUUUAUCCUGCUGUUACUUAAGGAAAUAUCGAAGUUACGACCCAUAACAGAAGAAUGCAGCAGUUUCCUGCUCGUAUAUCACAUACGCCUUCCAUAAUUUAUUAUAUUAGUAAUAACUUGUUAUUUCAAAUAUUAAUCACGUGAUGUACAAUACUAUAAAUUAUUCUUAAAUAUACAUAUUUACAUACCUA
Messenger RNA from Aethina tumida (small hive beetle), 885 nucleotides. Its product is annotated as 23 kDa integral membrane protein-like. The record is from RefSeq and is a predicted model, not a curated record. Gene Ontology annotation, cellular component: membrane. NCBI's taxonomy places the organism in Eukaryota, Metazoa, Arthropoda, Insecta, Coleoptera, Nitidulidae. The coding region runs from base 43 to 741 and encodes 232 amino acids. The transcript is spliced from 5 exons.